Messenger RNA from Thamnophis sirtalis, 1593 nucleotides. The record is from RefSeq and is a predicted model, not a curated record. NCBI's taxonomy places the organism in Eukaryota, Metazoa, Chordata, Lepidosauria, Squamata, Natricidae.
AUGGGGCCGCCACUACCGCUCCUCUGGGCGCUGAGCGGACUUCUUUGUGCCGCCGCUGCCGGAGAAGCUCGCGGGGCGCGGAGCUGCGCGGAAAGCCGGCAGGCGCUGGCGAGCCGCGGCUUCUCUCUCGCCUCGGUCCCGCCCACCCUCAUCUCGGGAGAGCACCUUCGCAUCUGUCCCCAGGACUACACGUGCUGCGCCAGCGAGACGGAGGAACGGCUGAGCGAGCAAGGGCAGACGGAGCUCCGGGCGCUCUUGGGGGAGACGGGCGCCUUCCUGCUCAGCACCUUGAGCUCUCGCCAGCAGCGCUUUCAGGACUUUUUCCAGGAGCUUCUUGCUGGAGCUGAGCGGUCCCUGCAGGCCAUGUUUGCCCGUUCCUACGGGCGCCUUUAUUUGCAGCACGCCCGCCUCUUCCAGGGACUAUUUGUGGAGUUGCAACAUCAGCUGAAGGGGUCUCGGCCCAGCCUAGACGAGGCCCUAAGUGACUUCUGGUCUCAGCUUCUGGAGCGGAUGCUGCCUCUGCUUAACCCCCAGUAUAGCUUCCCAGAAGGGUACCUGGAGUGUGUGGGGCGCCAGGUGGAAAGCCUCCGUGCCUUUGGAGACAGCCCCAACCAGCUCCGGGUGCAGGUAUCUCGGGCUUUCCUUGCUGCUCGGGUCCUUGUUCAGGGCCUGGGCACAGGGCGGGACGUCGUUGCUCAGGCGGUGAAGCUGUCUCCCACUGGAGAGUGUCUACAGGCACACAUGCGCCUCUCCUUCUGCCCCCUGUGCCGUGGACUUCCAGCCCUCAAACCUUGCCACGGAUUCUGCCUCAACGUCAUGAAAGGCUGCCUGGCGAGCAUCACAGAGAUGGACGCCGAGUGGGGGCGCUUCCUGGAUGCACUGACCCAACUGGCAGAACAACUCACUGGACCCUUCAAUUUUGAGUUGGCGGCUGAUUCCAUUGCGGUGAAAAUUUCAGAGGCCAUAAUGUACCUGCAGGAACGCAAUAUACAGACAUCGGCUAAGGUGUUCCAGAGCUGUGGCAACCCACGUCCGACUCCCGCCCGUUCCCGACGUGACCCCCAGGAAGGAAGCAGGCACCACUUUCACGUCUACCCGCCAGAGGAGAAGCCAACCACCGCAGGGGGGACCAACUUGGACCGGCUGGUGCUGGAUUUGAAGGAAAAGCUUCGUCUGAUGAGGCGCUUCUGGGCCCUCCUGCCCCACACUCUCUGCAGCAGUGAGAAGAUGGCGGCUGACAUGGCAAAUGAGGACAGUUGCUGGAAUGGUCAGACACGGGGCAGGUAUCUCCCAGAUGUGACAGCUGAUGGACUGGUGAACCAAAUCAACAACCCAGAAGUGGAGGUUGACAUUUCACAACCCGACCUUCUAACCCGGAGACGUCUCCUGGCUCUGCGCAGUGUGGCCUCGCGCCUGCUGGGGGCAUGCCAUGGGCAAGACCUCGACUUCCAGGACACGGAUGACGAUGCCAUUAGUGGCUCAGGUGCUGGAUAUCACGAAGACCGGCCAGCCUCCCCGAGACCAUAUGGCUCCUCUAGUCUCAUCCUCCAUUCUACAUAUCUAUCUGAUUUCCCCAACUUCAAACCACAGUAG